CUUGGCGGCAAUCGGCAGAGACUAGCCGGGUUCGCAGAGUAGUGAAGUAGGUAGAUACGUAGUUGUCAAGAUCUUUAGAGGCCAACGAGUCUCUAAAGCUCUCUCCCCUACCACAUGGAUGCCUACCCCUCUGGUCCAAAAUCUUUCCUCCGCUGAUUUUCAAUCACAUUCACAACGCCAGACUAACCAACUGCCUCUUCACCACGAUCCGCAAUUUCCUCACGCGCAAGAACUGGACGAUCUGUCCCCCACCACCCAUCGCCGUCAACGAAAUCCCAACACCAAUCUGCCACAAGGGAACGAGGACAGCAAACAUCUUCUGGGAGAAGAAGAUUCCGACGACUCCGCCGACAACAGCCCUAUGGGUGCCAAAUCUCGACGCCCGAAAUCCCUCCAGCCAAAAAAGGACGGCUCGGCUUCCUCGUCUGGAGGGGAAAACGGCCAGACGUCCGACAACAUGAACAACAAUGUAGAAUAUAGGCGCAAGAAUGCCUCGCUGGAAUCGGAUACCGUCACGGCCAACCUGAUGGCCCGCGAAUCCUUUUCUCUCGACGACAAUGUUCCGCGCACUCCCACCAUGAACAACCACGGCUUCUUCGAACUCCCCAUGCAGGAUAGAAGGAAUUUUAUGUUGUUGGUCUUGCUAUACUUUUUACAGGGUGUGCCAAUGGGUCUGGCAACAGGUUCCGUGCCAUUUUUGUUGAAGGGAGCACAUCUAUCAUACAGUGCGCUAGGGGUGUUCAGUUUAGCCUCAUAUCCAUAUUCCUUGAAGUUGUUGUGGAGUCCUAUAGUAGAUGCCAUAUGGACACCCAAGCUGGGUCGACGAAAGAGUUGGAUCUUGCCUAUCCAGAUGCUCUCGGGAAUCGGAAUGCUAUGGUUGGGCGCAAGAGUGAAAGCUAUGAUGGUGGUAGCCGGCAACGAGGACGGAUCGGGCAUUUGGGGCUUCACUGGAUGGUGGUUCUUUUUGGUUUUCAUGUGUGCUACACAAGAUAUUGCAGUCGACGGUUGGGCUUUGACAUUGUUGUCCCCAGGGAAUAUUUCGUAUGCUUCGACUGCGCAGACGGUAGGUUUGACUGCUGGCCAAUUCAUGUCCUACACGGUUUUCCUCGCUUUUAAUUCUCCCGAUUUUGCCAACAAAUACUUCCGAAAAACUCCACUAGGUGAAGGGGUGAUGACACUUGGGGGCUAUCUUACAUUCUGGGGAUGGGCAUAUUUGAUCGUGACAAUCGGACUGGCUGUUUUUAAGAGGGAAGAAAAGACUAAGAACGAGGACGGCAUUUAUGAUGUUUACAAGGUCAUGUGGGGAGUUUUAAAACUUAAGAACAUUCAGACCAUUAUUAUUAUCCAUUUAAUCGCCAAAAUCGGAUUCCAGGCCAAUGACGGGGUUACUAACCUGAAGCUCAUCGACAAGGGAUUCAGCCAAGAAGAUCUCGCACUUACUGUUCUGAUCGACUUUCCUUUUGAAAUUGGGUUAGGGUACUAUGCUGGGAAAUGGUCCACGACAUACACGCCUAUGCGAUUAUGGUGCUGGGGUUUCGUGGGACGUCUUCUAGCAGCAGUUAUCGCUCAGAUUACUGUCGUCAUCUUCCCCGAAAAUGGUGUCGAUACUUGGUAUUUACUUGUUGUUAUCGCCGAGCAUAUAUUUUCUACUUUCACCAACACUGUCAUGUUCGUUGCCAUUUCAGCUUUCCAUGCUAGAAUUGCAGAUCCCGUCAUUGGCGGUACAUACAUGACUCUGCUAGCUACGUAAGUUUCUCGAUCCUCCUUCAAUCUCACAUACGCUCAUAAGAAUACAGCGUCUCAAACUUGGGUGGUACUUUCCCCCGAUUUUUCGUCCUCAAACUCGUCGACUUCUUCACCGUCGCAUCUUGCGUUCCCCCGGCAUCCGAUUUCAAGCUCCCAUCCAGUCUCAAGGGUCCUCUCGUCACAUCCGCCUUUGACUGUUCCAUGUCAGCCGAGAAAGAUCGGUGUAUCCAAGGUGGUGGGCUGUGUGAUGUCACCUCGGAUGGGUAUUAUGUGAUGAAUGUUGUCUGUGUUGUCAUUGGCCUAGUCACCUUUUAUGGGUUUAUUAAACCUGCUGCGUUGAAGUUGCAGGCGUUGCCUUUGAGGGCGUGGAGAAUUGCGGGUGGUAGUAACUAG
Messenger RNA from Hymenoscyphus albidus, 2139 nucleotides. NCBI's taxonomy places the organism in Eukaryota, Fungi, Ascomycota, Leotiomycetes, Helotiales, Helotiaceae. The record is from the annotation of a GenBank genome assembly.